This is a messenger RNA of Colletotrichum higginsianum IMI 349063, 1080 nucleotides long. Its product is annotated as FMN-dependent dehydrogenase. Gene Ontology annotation, molecular function: FMN binding; oxidoreductase activity. The transcript has 3 exons. The coding region runs from base 1 to 1080 and encodes 359 amino acids. NCBI's taxonomy places the organism in Eukaryota, Fungi, Ascomycota, Sordariomycetes, Glomerellales, Glomerellaceae. The record is from RefSeq and is a predicted model, not a curated record.
AUGGAACAAUACGCUCUGAAAAAGCUGAGUCCGAAGGCCGUCUCAUAUUACGCCUCCGGAACCGAUGACGAGAUCACCAAGAUUGGAAACGGCGCGAUUUUCCGCUCCAUCCUUUUACGGCCGCGGGUCUUCGUCGACUGCACUCGAUGCUCUCUUUCCACCAAAAUUCUGGGCAACCCAGUCGAGAUACCCAUCUAUGUCUCGCCCGCCGCCAUGGCCAAGUUGGCCCAUCCUGUAGGCGAGGCCGGCAUCGCGGCAGCGUGUUCGAAAUUCCAGGCGCUGCAGAUCAUCAGCAAAAACGCCUCCAUGUCUCCUUCAGCCAUUGUUCGGGCCGGAUCCGACGCGACCUUUGCGUGGCAACUCUACGUGUUGAAGGACAUUGAGGCAACCGAACGGACGCUGGCGCAGAUCAGGGGGAUUCCUCAGAUCAAGUUCAUCGUCCUCACCCUCGACGCCCCUUUCCCCGGCAAGAGAGAGGCGGACGAACGAUUCAAGAUGGCCGAGGUCGCCGGGGGAGCACCGCCGCAGGCUUGGGGCACGGAAUCUGGUCUGACCUGGAAAAGGACUUUGGAGUGGCUCACCAAGCACACUUCGCUGCCCAUCGUCUUGAAGGGCAUCCAGACGCACGAAGACGCCUAUGCGGCCACUCUUUUCCCCAGCGUCAGGGGCAUCAUCAUCUCCAACCACGGCGGCCGCGCUCUGGACACGACCAUGACGCCGAUUCAGGUGCUCUUGGAGAUCCGAAAGUUCUGUCCGCAGGUGCUGGACAAGGUGGAUGUUUUGAUCGAUGGCGGUGUCAGGCGAGGGACGGAUGUCGUCAAGGCGUUAGCUUUGGGGGCUAAGGGUGUGGGUAUUGGGAGAGCUGCGUUGUACAGUCUUGCUGUCGGCGGACAGGCAGGAGUCGAGAGGGCAUUGCAGAUUCUUACCGAGGAGACGAUUACGGCGAUGAGGUUGCUUGGAGUCGAACGAGUUGACCAGCUUGGGUUGAGACACAUCAACACCGAUAGUCUGCAGUCCCAGCUCUAUAGCGGGCCGCCAGGUCUUGAGGAAGUAGAUAGAGAGUUGAGGUCCAGACUAUAG